UCUCCGUGAGAGAAGCCGAGUCUUGUUUACAGCGGUGAUUCUACUGAGCGGAGACCGUCAGAAGAGUCGCGGAGGAGUCCGAACGCCGCCGUGGAGACUCGAGAAUCAAACACUAGGCUCACAAGCUAUUUAUAUCAAACAGUCCGUGAUUUUUUUACGGCGCGGAAAACCAAAAACCCACGCUCGGGAGCUGCUCACUCUUGCACCUCGGCAAAAUGAUUUUUUUUCCUACCGCAAAACAGACCGACCGUGAGAGUGCGUGAAGACGGUAGGGGAGGGUGAGCAGUUGGUGAAACCAUUUUUGUCCUGGCGGAUAUUUUGGAUCGAGCCCUGUCGGGAGGCUUUCAUUCAUACCGAAAUACGCUAUCCGAGUCGUCAAGCUCUUUGGACGUGAGCUCAAAAUUCCUCCGUACAUCAGGAUAGCGCAGUUCAUCACACUGGCAUAGGCGCAUUCGCAUAAGGUGUUUUUGUUGGAGGAGAAAGCGCUCGUUUCGCUGGCCGUGCUGCGCGUCCCUCUCGGGUUUUCAAGAAAUGGAGGCUGAAGAUGCAGAUUAUCGCUCGAGUGAAAUGCGUGGCUCCGACACGAUUGCAUCAUUUAAUUGCUGGCAAGAAUAACAAAAUGCUUUAAUUGAUCUUAAUGUUUCCAUCACGGGAAAAUUAUACAAUUAUCACCAGAUAUCUUUUAUCGACUCCCUCCUCGCCUCCCGUUAUCUUUACGGGUAAAGGAACUAUCUGCUCAUCCAAAGCGGAUUCUUCUGGACUUUUUGCUUGCUUACAAAAAGGAGCGUCGCGUUUUGCUGCGGUUUCGUCUUUUUGUUUUUUGGAAAACUGAUUUUUAGGAAUGAGAUCUGGAACAGCAAAGGAUGUUUGGACCUUAUUUUGGGGUCCUGCGCUGAUUCUCUCCACCAUCUGCUUGUGGUCUGCUCAUGGAGAAGUCUGUGGUCCUCACAUCGAUAUCCGCAAUGACAUCAGUGAGUUCAAGAAGCUGGAGAACUGCACGGUGGUGGAAGGCUACCUUCAGAUCCUCCUCAUUGGAGACAAGAACAACAACCUCAACCAGGAGCACUUUCGCACCCUGUCCUUCCCCAAGUUGACCAUGGUGACCGACUACCUUCUCCUGUUCCGAGUCUCCGGCCUGGAUAGCCUCAGCGUGCUCUUCCCCAACCUCAAUGUCAUUCGAGGACGCAACCUGUUCUACAACUACGCCCUGGUCAUCUUCGAAAUGACCAGCCUGAAAGAUAUUGGCCUAUACAACCUGAGGAACAUCACCAGAGGCGCCAUCAGAAUCGAGAAGAACCCGGAGCUGUGCUACUUGGACUCGGUGGACUGGUCACUCAUUAUGGAUGCAGAGUUUAACAACAUCAUCGCUGGGAACAAGCAGUCCAAAGAAUGCGGCGACGUUUGUCCAGGUAUCAUGGAGGAUAAACCGCAGUGCAUUAGGACCAGCUUCAAUGACAACUACAGCUACCGCUGCUGGACCUCAAACGAGUGCCAGAAAGUGUGUCCAAAGAAGUGUGAGAAGAGGGCGUGCACGGAUAGGGGCGAGUGCUGUCACCCCCAGUGCCUGGGCAGCUGCACUGAACCAGACGAUGAUAAGGCAUGUGCCGCCUGCCAGCAUUACUUUCACGAGGGCCGCUGCGUGGAGGCCUGCCCGCCGGGCACGUACAAGUUUGAAGGUUGGCGCUGCAUCACCAUGGACAUGUGUGCCCGUGUUCACCUACCCAGUGAGGUCGACUUUGUCAUCCACAAUGGAGAGUGUAUGCCGGACUGCCCACCCGGAUUCACCCGAAAUGAGACUCAAAGUAUGUUUUGUAGCGCAUGUGACGGACUGUGCGAUAAGGUCUGCGAAACUAAAACAAUCGACUCGGUGGAUGCUGCUCAGUCACUGCAGGGCUGCACGGUCAUCAAAGGCAACCUGCACAUCAACAUCCGGCGGGGCAAUAACAUUGCGUCAGAGCUGGAGAGUUUCAUGGGCCUGAUCCAGACGGUGACUGGAUAUGUAAAGAUCAAACACUCACACACUCUGGGCUCUCUGUCCUUCCUCAAGAGCCUACGAUACAUUCAUGGAGAAGAGCUCACAGACCAGUUGUAUGCAUUCUCUGCAGUGGACAACCAGAACUUGCAAUAUCUGUGGGAUUGGAGUCAGCACAAUCUGACCGUUAGAGCUGGAAAAUUGUUCUUCCGCUUCAAUCCCAAGCUUUGCAUGUCUGAGAUCCAGAAAAUGUGGGAGAAGACCGGUGUUAAAGUAAAGAUGGAGGAGGACGAUGCUCGAAGCAAUGGAGAACGAGCAAGUUGCGAGAGUUAUAUUCUAAAGUUCAAAUCCAACCACACUCAGAGUACUCGGAUAAAGCUCACUUGGGAGCGAUAUCGACCGCCUGACUACAGAGACCUCAUCAGCUUCAUCGUGUAUUACAAGGAGGCACCAUUCCAGAACAUCACAGAAUUUGAUGGACAAGAUGGAUGUGGCUCCAACAGUUGGAACAUGGUGGAUGUAGACCUUCCUCAGGACAAAUCGGCAGACCCAGGGGUAUUGCUGUCCCCUCUUAAACCCUGGACACAAUAUGCAAUCUUUGUGAAAGCCGUUACCCUGGUUGUAGAGGACAAGCACAUACUGGGGGCCAAGAGUGAGGUGGUUUAUAUCCGCACCAAUGCAUCAGCACCGUCAAUGCCCCUCGAUGCCCGCGCAUACGCCAACUCCUCCUCAUCCCUGAUGGUGAAGUGGUCUCCUCCUAUCGCUCCCAAUGGAAACAAAACCUUCUACCUGCUCCGUUGGCAGCAGCAGGCAGAAGAUCGUGAACUCUACCAGCAUAACUACUGCUCUAAAGAGCUAAAAAUUCCCAUUCGCAUCUCGGCCACGGCUUUGUCGGACAUGGAGGGCGAAACAAAGCCCACCAAAUCAGAUGUUGGCGGGGGUGAGAAGGGCUGCUGCCCCUGCCCGAAAACCAAGGAGGACCUAAAGGCAGAAGCUGAAGACAGGUCUUACCGAAAAGUCUUUGAGAACUUCCUGCACAACUCCAUCUUCACACCCAGACCUCCAGACAGAAAGCGGCGAGACCUGUUUGGAGUGGCCAACGGCACACUGCUGCAAGGCGCAAGCAGGAACAUCACAGGAAUGGAGAGUAACAUCACUGACCCAAAGUUGCAUGAGAAAGAUUAUCCUUUCUCAGAGGACAAGGUCUAUACAGAGUUCAUGGAGAUAUCCCACCUGCAGCCCUUUACCGUUUACCGCAUCGACAUCCACGCCUGCAACUACGAGAUCCACCGCUGCAGUGCUGCAGCUUUUGUGUUCUCCAGAACCAAACCAGCAGACAAAGCGGAUGAUAUUCCCGGCAAUGUAAAUCAAGAGAGGGAUGAGAAGGGAGAAGGAACAGUGCUGCUGCGGUGGCCUGAACCUCAUCACCCCAAUGGACUGAUCCUCAUGUAUGAGAUCAAAUAUCGUCUGGGAACUGAGCCCGAGAAGCAUGAGUGUGUAUCACGCCAGCAGUACAGAGUGCUGCGAGGAGCUCAGCUCAGCAAUUUGCCCCCUGGAAAUUAUUCUGCCCGGGUCAGAGCCACAUCUUUGGCUGGGAACGGAUCUUGGACUGAACCAGUGUCCUUCUACGUGCCACCACCUAAACGAAAUUAUGAUAAUGCCUUCUAUCUGGCCAUCAUCAUUCCUAUUAUAGUGCUACUGUUGCUCACUGCAGUGAUCUCCGCUGUCGUCUUUGUCACCAAAAAGAGGAAUAGUGACAGGUUAGGAAAUGGUGUGCUAUAUGCUUCUGUAAACCCUGAAUACUUCAGUCCAUUUGAGAUGUAUGUACCAGAUGAAUGGGAAGUGGCUCGGGAGAAAAUCACCAUGUGUCGUGAGCUGGGUCAGGGCUCCUUUGGUAUGGUGUAUGAGGGCAUCGCAAAGGGCGUCGUCAAAGAUGAACCUGAGACCAGAGUGGCCAUCAAGACCGUAAAUGAAUCUGCCAGUAUGCGUGAACGCAUCGAGUUCUUGAACGAAGCUUCAGUUAUGAAAGAGUUCAACUGUCACCAUGUGGUGCGACUUUUGGGUGUGGUUUCACAAGGACAGCCCACUCUGGUUAUAAUGGAGCUGAUGACACGGGGCGAUCUAAAGAGUUACUUGCGUUCUCUCCGUUCCAAAGAGCAGGGCUCCAGCAGCCAGUCUUUGCCUCCGCUGAAGAAGAUGAUUCAGAUGGCCGGUGAGAUAGCGGACGGGAUGGCAUAUCUCAAUGCCAACAAGUUUGUCCAUCGGGACCUGGCUGCCAGAAACUGCAUGGUUGCUGAGGACUUCACAGUUAAAAUCGGAGACUUUGGCAUGACAAGGGACAUCUACGAGACUGAUUACUAUCGCAAAGGAGGCAAAGGGCUGCUGCCGGUCCGCUGGAUGUCCCCGGAGUCUUUGAAAGAUGGAGUGUUCACAACAAAUUCUGAUGUCUGGUCAUUUGGCGUGGUUUUGUGGGAGAUCGCCACUCUAGCCGAGCAGCCCUACCAGGGCAUGUCCAACGAGCAGGUACUGCGCUUCGUCAUGGAGGGAGGACUUCUGGAUAAACCGGACAACUGUCCCGACAUGCUGUUUGAACUGAUGCGUAUGUGCUGGCAGUACAACCCAAAAAUGCGCCCGUCUUUUCUGGAAAUCAUCAACAGCAUAAAAGAGGAACUGGAGCCGCCCUUCCGGGAGGUUAGCUUUUUCUACAGUGAGGAGAACAAGCCACCCGACACUGAGGAACUGGACAUGGAGGUGGAGAACAUGGAAAAUGUUCCACUGGACCCUGCUUCCACAUUGGCCCCCUCCUCUCAGGGGAGCACAGGGGCUCAGACCCCGAGUCCACAGCCACUCUCCCCAGCUCAGGGGCCAGGGACGCCGAUGGGGUCCGCCCCGACCCCCUCCACCUCACCCCCCUCAGCCUCCUCAGCCUCUCCGGGCCUGGCCUUAGACAAGCACUCAGGACAGGUAGCAGCAAACGGGCCAGUGGUGCUGCUGGGGCCAGCGUUCGACGAGACGCAGCCCUACGCGCACAUGAACGGAGGGAGGAAGAACGAGCGAGCGCUGCCACUGCCUCAAUCGUCGGCCUGCUGAUCAUGACUGCUCAGACUCCCUCUACUCCUCACACAGGGUACCCACAUUUCCCUCGCCCUUUUGUCUUCGUGGUCAUAUGUGUUUUUUCUUUCGUUUCGAGGAGUCAAAACCCAGGGCUGACCGUGGAGUCGACACCCAGACGGACUCUGGAUGUCUCAUUUUCGUUAAAACGAUUGCGAAUGGCGAAGAGGAUGUUGCGGGCGAUUGGUGACUACAAGCCUACAAAAACUUGCGAUAUUUAAGAUUUAAGAGAACUAAUCACCACACUGGAGAGCCCUGGCUUUCACUUGUGUGAAAGAAAAAAUGUUUUCUAAAGAAGAAAACCUGCCAGUUCAUUGUGAAACAAGAGGGACAAGGAUAUUAGCCAGCAAGCCCAGCCCGUGAACGCUUUUCAGUGUGUUUUUAGACAAAAAUACAUCUUUGUCUCAUCUUUUUCAUCACAUUUCUCUUUCAAAAUGCCGCAGAAACUUUCUCAGCUGCAGUCGCUUGUUCUCAAUCAGAGAUCAGUCACGUUGCUGAUUGAUCCACCCUUCUUCUACUUAAAUCGAGGGGGUUUGUUAGAGAGUGAGGUGGGCUUUUUUGAAACUGCCAAAUUUUUGCCAAAUCAAAUGUUUUUUUAUUAAAAAAACAAAAACACUAAACUAAAAGUUAUUUAUCGUUACAUAACCCCCUAUCCACAGCUGAUUUUUUUGAGGUUGCACUUUGAAGUAGCGCAAUCAAGGGACUAAACUCUCAUACUGUCUUUUAUGGGGGAUUUCUGGACUUCAUCUUUUACAAUCAGCUUGAGUUUGUAAAUCCUUCCCCUUUCCCCCUUUUAUAUGGCUCUGAUCUCCGACUAUUGCAUGGCAGUUCCUGCUGCACGCACCAUCUGUGAGCUGAGCCUCUGUGAGAGCGACGUCUCAAGUCGAAAGGAAGAGCGCCAAGGUGCGGAGAGGCGGGUAUGAAUUAUAAGGGAUCGGCUCGAUCGUGAAGCAAACUGAAUACAGGGGCUUCAUUUGUUUCGACAUCUGUUUCGUGAGACGAGUGAGGCAUUGUACACAGCAGGUAUUUUUUUAGACUAGUCUUUAGUCUCUGUACAAUUCAUAUGAUUCUAAGAAGGGUCUUACAGUUCUAUGUUAGACCACAGAUCAUUUACACACAAAUCAUUGGUUUGAGUCACUUUUGAUAACUUUUUUACGGUUCUGAUGUUCACCUCUUUGUCUGUACAGAAAGAAGCUGCUAUUUUUUUUUCUUUUGUGGGUGUUAUAUAUAUAUAUAUAUAUGUAUGUAUGUAUGUAUGUAUAUAUAUAUAUAUAUAUAUAUAUAUAUAUGUAUGUAUAUGUAAAAGAAAUCCUUCAGGUUUAAUAUUUUAUGAUAUCUCCACUACAGUCCAUUUUCUUAUGCUUUAUACUCUUCUUGCAAAAAAGAAAAAAAAAACAAAAAAAGAGAAUAGCAAUUUAUUUUUAUUUGUUUUUUUCUCCCUAAGAGGUUGUCUGCAUUGCCACAUGUCCAUUGCCUUGUGUUUUUUUAACUCUAUAUUAUUAUAUUAUUAUUAUUAUUAGUUACAACAAACUCUUUAGCUCUGCAUGUGAACUUUAGGCACCCUUGAUACAGUUGUCUACCAUUGCACCUGCUCACAAGGUGCAGCGCAAUCUCAGGUUAACGUUAUGGUUUUGUUCUCCAGACAUUCUCAUCAUUACUAAUUCCACUUCGGCUUUUUUUAGGUUGCCGGCCUCUCCUUACAGUGUAGUAAAACCGUACAGUAUGUCAGUGUCCGAGUUCAUGCCUCCUGCAUUUACUUUUGGUUUCAGACUAUUUUUGUAAACCAUCCAUGUACACUGUAAAAAUCAAUUUGUUGAUUCAACUUAAAAUAAUUUGUUACCCGGCUGCCUUAAAAUGUUAUGUUCAGUCAAAAGUUUAGUCAAUUCAAAAUGUUAAGUUGUACUAAGUGACAACUUGAAUAUUUGAGUUCAUUUAACUUAAAAUUUUAAGGCAGCUGGGUAACUAACCCUGCUUUUAAGUUUAACAAACCAAAUUGAUUUAGUCAACUCAAAUAUCUAAGUUUUCACUUAGUACAACUUAACAUUUCAAGCGGACUAAACUUAUUCGAGUUGACUGAACUUAAAUUUUUAAGUCUGCAGGGUAACAAAUUAUUUUAAGUUGACUCAAAUUGUUUUUUUGUUUUUUACAGUGUAACUGAAUAGCAACUACACUGUAAAAAAAGUUGUUUCAACUUAAAAAAAAAAGUGUUUGUGCUGCCUUAAAAUUUUAAGUUUAGUCAACGUGAAAUGUUAAGUUGUACUACAUGAAAACGUGUAUAUUUGAGUUGUGUAAACUUAAUAUUUUAAGGCAGCACAAACUCUUCAACUUUAAGUUGAAACAGCUUUUUAAGGUUUUUUUUUUUUUUUUUUUUUGUUUACAGUGUAAUGGCUAAUUGGUUUGUCUUAAUUUGUCUCGCAUACCCCUGUAAUUCCUCCAAACAAAAUACAUUCAUAAUCUCUAUAAAUUCAUGAAACAAGCGCUAAACUUGAUGAAAUACACCACUGGUAACCAAAUAAGAACGAGUUUGAAAAAAAAGUGAUCAGUUUUCUCAAAUGAAACAGAUUCCCUGGGUAGUUGGCUUUAAAAAGUUUCAUUUUGAAGGAUUUCUCCAUGUGUAUUUGGGAACGUGACCCAGAAUUAUUUAUCCUGUCUUAGAAGGUUAUUUCCCCCCCUUUAAAGGGGUAUUUAUUUCUUUUUUUUGUGAUACCAGUUGAAAUCACUGUACAAAUGCCCUUAUGAUUUAGUAUAAAGUCUGAAUUCUAGAUGCAUUUUCCAUGAUGUCAUGACUGGGGGACUUUCUUUUUUUUUUUUUUUUUUUUCAUUUCCUUCAGCAUCUAUCUACCUCAUUUUCUUUUGUUUUUAAAUGUGUAAGUGAUGAAAUGAUAAAAUACAUCUCGCUUUUUUUCUGUAGAGGACACAUUAUCAUCCUCUGUCUUGUCUCUGAUUUAAAAAAUCAAAAAUUAACAAAAAAAAAACCUCUUUAAGCACCACAGAGCACAAGCUCCAAGGAAUGGAGAGAGAGAGGAAGUCAUGGUGUGAGCUUACAUGCCUAUGGGAUUCCUAAUGGAAAGUGUCUCUUGCAUCCCUUAUCACGUGCCCAGCAACACAAAAAUCCCACUGCCUUCAAUCACUCUGGAUAAUCGUAUUAAAAUACCUAAUUCACCAGAUGGUUUCAUCAUGAUGGACCAUAGAUGCUAUCAGAGUCUUUCUUCCAUAUGUAAUAUUCUUCUUCAGUGAUUUCCUCUUAUCCACCAUCUAACUGAGGUUUAGGAAAGCGUGUCUUAAAGGGACAGUUCACUUAAAAAUUAAAUUCUGUCAUUAAUCACUCGCCUUCAUGUCAUUCCAAACCUAUAAGAUCUUCGUUCAUCUUCGGAACACAAAUGAAGGUAUUUUUGAUUAAGUCUCAGAGCUUUCUGACCCUGCAUAGACAGCAGUGGUACUGCCCCAUUCAAGGCCCAGAAAGGUAGUAACGACAUCAGUAAAAUAGUCCAAGUUCAAAGGUGCUUUAAAAGGAAAAACUCUUUUUGGUUCCACAAAGAACCAUUCAGUCAAAGGUUCUAUAAAGAACCAUCUUUUCUUACCUUUUUAUCAUCUGAAGAACCUUCUUUUGCCACAAAUAAACUUUUGUGAAACAUAAAGGUUCUUCAGACAUUAAAAGUUCUUUAUGGAACCAUUUAGGCAAAAAAGGUUCUUCUAUGGCAUCAUGAAGCACCUUUAUUUUUAAGAGUGUACGAGAAUAUUUUUGUGCGCAAAGAAAACAAAAAUAAUGACUUUAUUCAACAAGUUCUUCUUGUGGUACUUUUUGUGAAUGCAUGUUGAAGAUAUAGAAAGUUGUUUUUGUUUCCUUCGUGCACAAAAAAUAUUUUUGAAAUUAUUGAAAUUAAGGUUGAACCACUGAUGUCACAUGGACUAUUUUAAUGAUGUCCUUACUACCUUUCCGGGCCUUUAAUGUGUCAGUUGCUCUCAGAUUCCAAUAAAAAAAACUUAAUUUGUGUUUUGAAGACGAACAAAGGACUUACGGGUUUGGAACGACAAGAUAGUGAGUAAUUAAUGACAGAAUUUUCAUUUUUGAGUGAACUGUCUCUGAAGAGGUUUGGCUAUAGAACAGUUAAACCAACUGUACAUGAUACUUUUUUCAAUAAAUUAAAUUAGCUUACAUGAUCUUAUUGAGUAAGAAUUCAUCAUGGCACUGGACACCCUGUUUCCCAGCAUGCCCUUCUCAAACACUGCUUCUGCACAAAAAUGUUGGUCUCCUACUGUUGUCAAUGGCCUCUAAUUGAAGGUGACUUUAAUGCACAACUACACCUAGUUUAUAAAUACCACUGUUUCUUUUACAAUCAGAUCAUCUAAUACAUUUUGGCCAAGGCUUCUAACAGUUGAAUGCAUAAUGUGGAUUUCAUAACACUUUGUUACAACAAACCAGUUGAAUUUCUCAUAAUUCCAGCUCAUUUGUUUGGUCAGAUGCACUCUAGUGAGCACCAUACACAAAGGGCCAACUGUUGUCACCGUAUUCAUCGACAUCAUUCUCUAGAGAGAGAAAGGGCUGUCGUUUUGCCUCUCUUUUCUACUGCUGCUGACAACAUACGUGCUGCUUUACAGAGACUACAAAUAGUCUUGCCAAUAGCGUUGGGUAGGUGGGUGGAUCUAAGCAACAUGCUUUCUCUCUCUAAACAACCGUUAAAAAACGAUGGGCCAGACGAUUAAAAUGCAAAGUGGAUUCAGAGUAAGUCACGGUCUUAGAGCCCCUGGUCGUUCAGUUUCAUGGCACUUAAAAUGUUUAAUAUUUUGGAUCUUUUGAACUCCAGGGGUUGGAAACGAGGGCGCUUGUAGGAAAAGACCUGGUCGGGAUGCUGAGAGGCACAUUGUUGGAAGUAGAGUAUUAUUCUGUGUGGUACAAGAUGAUCGAAAUAACCAUUCUAUAAAAGCCCUUGUGCUUGUAUCGUUGCGUAUGUAUAUGGGUGGGAGUGUAUCACAUGUAGAUGUAGUGAUUUAAGAUUUUGAUGUGUUUAUAAUGGAAAAAAUAAUAGAUAUCACUAUUUAUUUCUGUUUCUUUUUUUCUUUUCUGUAAUGAAUAUGGACAAAAGCAUUGGCCUGUUGCAAAGUGAAUGUCAGUUUUCAUUGAAUGCUGCCAAGGUUCCUUAGUUACCAGUAGGUUACAGAUCUACAGAAACACACAUAUACACAGACACAAAUAGGACAGCGAUGUCCAGUAGAUUACGGGUAGUCAUGACACAGAGAGAGAGAGAGAGAGAGAAAGAACAUGACUAGAAUUUAAAAUAAAAAGAGACAAGUUUACAGUAGAAAUAGCUUAUGUUGCAAUGCAAGUUCUCUGCAAACCUGAAGGUAGAUUGACUGAAAGAUUUUUUUUUCCUCAACUAUCAUAUGAACUAUUAUUAUUUUAUUAUAUUUCUUCAUAAUGCAAAACCUCAGGUUUAGAAAAGAUGCAUGUAUGCAUUUUAAUUGCAAUAAUGAGCUUGAGGUUUCACAGACAUCAUUUUCCAGGCACUGUUGUUUUUGCUUGGCAUUCCGACAAAUUUCAAAAGGGGCCUUGAUCUACUGUACUGAAAAGAGUUUAAUAACACUUUAUUUUCCUUUCACAAAAAAAGGAGGAAAAAUUCAAAAAAAAAAAAAAAUCUCUGUGUCAUUGCAUUGAUUGGUAGAAACUGAUGGUGAAACGGCUUGGCUGGUACUCUCGUCUUCUUGUAAGUUAUGUAUCUAAGGCCUCCUGUUUUUCAGUUUUCUCCUCACCUCCAGUUGAGAUGGUAGACUUUUUACAUGCCAUUGGCUUAAUGUAUAUCUGAAGAAUUUUCAUGUAUUUUCUUUUUUUCUUAAAUUUUGAAUUAAAAAAAUGAAUGAGUCUGAA
Messenger RNA from Labeo rohita (rohu), 10946 nucleotides. RefSeq names its product insulin-like growth factor 1a receptor (gene igf1ra). The transcript is spliced from 21 exons. Gene Ontology annotation, molecular function: phosphatidylinositol 3-kinase binding; insulin receptor activity; insulin receptor substrate binding. Bases 842 to 5062 code for a protein of 1406 amino acids. The record is from RefSeq and is a predicted model, not a curated record. Lineage: Eukaryota; Metazoa; Chordata; Actinopteri; Cypriniformes; Cyprinidae. Gene Ontology annotation, biological process: protein autophosphorylation; multicellular organism development; regulation of JNK cascade. Gene Ontology annotation, cellular component: insulin receptor complex; axon; membrane.